UGCUGACGGAAAGAAGAGGGAUCGAGCACGUAUCCCCUUAGAGCGACGGUUGUUGACGUAGCCGAACGACAACAAACGAAUUACAAAAAAAGAGAAGGAGAGCAAGCGAGAGAGAGAGAGAAUGGCGCUAGCUAACGGGGUACUUUGUAAAAUGUACAAAUAGCCGAUGCAGCAGACGUAUCUCGCGCAUCGGUACUUUUUCGCCCCAGGUUGAAAAUGGCAGCGUUGAUACCCAAGACUUUUUUACAAAUUGCAAAGGCACCUGGCAUUGGUGCAGUAGCUUCAGUUCAAGUAUGUAAUUACUCGCAGAAACCCAGGAUUAUCAAGAACCCAUCCCUUGCUAACAUGAAGAGAGGAACUGGUGGACGUAGCUCAUUUAAUGGUAUUGUGUGUACUGUUUUUGGAGGUAAUGGUUUCAUUGGCAAACAUGUGAUUGGGCGAUUAGGAAGAAUGGGAACUCAGAUUAUUAUUCCUUAUAGAAAGGAUUUUUAUGAUGUCCAAAGUUUAAAAUUAUGUGGUGAUCUUGGUCAAGUUUUAUUUCAUCCCUUUGACUUGAGAGAUGAAGACUCAAUAUUAAAAUGCAUAAAAUAUUCCAAUGUUGUCAUCAAUUGCAUAGGAUGUGAUUGGGAAACCAAAAAUUUUAAAUACGAUGAUGUUCAUGUAGACGGUGCCGCCAGGCUUGCUCGAAUUUGUAAACAAAAUGGAGUUGAAAGGUUCAUUCAUCUUUCCUGUCUUAAUGCUAAUCCUGAACCUGAGCCAAUCUUUCUAGAAGAUGGAUCCAAAUUCUUGAAAUCCAAAUGGGAAGGAGAAUGGGCAGUCAAAAGAGAAUUUCCAGAUGCCACAAUCAUUCGUCCAUCUGAUGUGUAUGGAACUGAAGAUCGAUUCUUAGUAGCAUAUUCUCAUCGAUGGAGACUCCAUAUGAGAGGCCUGCCAUUAGGCAAAAAUAAAGGUGAAGAUAUUGAAAAACAACCUGUAUGGGUUGGAGAUGUUGCUGCUGGGAUUGUAGCUGUUAUUAAAGACUAUAAGAGUGCUGGUAGAACAUAUCAAUUUGUAGGAUCUAAUCGCUACAAACUGUCAGACUUACUUGACUGGUUUCAUGAAAUGUUGAGGCGUGAAUCUGUUGAAUAUGGAUAUCGGAGACUGAACAUAAAGUACACCCCUCUUUUUAAUUUGAAAGUUUCUCUCACGGAAAUGUUAAGUACUGCAUAUCCUAUUGGAUACCUACAUUGGGAAGGUUUGGAAAAGGACCAUACAAGCGAUAAAAUUAUAAAAGGUGUGCCGACUCUUGAAGAUCUUGGUAUUGUAAUUACUGAUAUAGAGAUGCAACUUCCUUGGGAAAUCAAACCUCUUCGUUAUGAUGGCAACUAUGAAAUAGCAGUAGGAGAAUAUCAGGAUAUAACUCCUCCAAAACCCAUAGCUAGUGCUGCUCAAAAUUAAAUUAAUUACGAGUAUCAAAUCGAUAAAUACAUAUUAGCUUCAAAUUAUGAAUAUAUUCAUUGAAAAAACGUAGGACCGAAAUUAAUAUAUUUCAUUACUAUUGAUGAAAACUGAUAUAGGAAUGCAGAGUGUAUGAAAUUAUCCAUCUUUG
Phymastichus coffea is the source of this 1588-nucleotide messenger RNA. RefSeq names its product NADH dehydrogenase [ubiquinone] 1 alpha subcomplex subunit 9, mitochondrial (gene ND-39). Gene Ontology annotation, molecular function: protein-containing complex binding. Gene Ontology annotation, cellular component: mitochondrion. The transcript is spliced from 8 exons. Lineage: Eukaryota; Metazoa; Arthropoda; Insecta; Hymenoptera; Eulophidae. The coding region runs from base 217 to 1437 and encodes 406 amino acids. The record is from RefSeq and is a predicted model, not a curated record.